Molecule: messenger RNA, 435 nt
Organism: Camelina sativa (false flax)
Lineage: Eukaryota; Viridiplantae; Streptophyta; Magnoliopsida; Brassicales; Brassicaceae
Source: RefSeq, a predicted model, not a curated record
AUGAGUAAUCGGAUUCGUAUCGCUGCUCAGGUCGCAGCUGCGAUUGUUUAUCUCCAUGUUGGCAAAUCAAGACCUCUGAUCCAUAGACAUGUGAAGACAGGUAACGUUUUACUGGACGAUAACUUAAACGCCAAGCUAUUUGAUUUCGGACUUUCCCUAGAAAUUCCUUUAGGUGAGACCUAUGUACAAGCAUUGGUUGAAGGAACAAUAGGGUUUAUAGCUCCAGAGUCAGUAGAUACCGGAAAAUUUAACGAGAAGACUGAUGUUUUCGCAUUUGGUGCUACGUUUAUUGAGCUCCUGACUGGAAGAGAGCCUCAUGAUGUGUUCAAUGAAGCCUCUCGUGAUCUGUUUCCAAGCCUCACUCCAGCUGCAGAGUCUUCUCUAAGGCCUGUUCCUUUACCCACAAGAAGAGAUCUUUUGGUGUUCUUGAAAUAA